UUAAUGCUGGAGUCGAUGGUCGUAAGCGAUCUCCUCGGGAACGCACUCCGGGCCCGUAAAGGCGCCCGCCCGGCUCCCACCGGACACGCCCCGCCCCUGGGCGCGCCCCUCAGGGCUCGCAGCUCCCGUCAGGCCCUGCUGCGCGGCCGCUGCGGCAGCGGCGGGAGCUUCGAGCCGAUGGAGGUCUCCCUGGAGGAGAAGACCAAGCGGGUUGCAUUAUGGCUAGAGAAACAAUGUGGGCAUCGGCCUUUCCCAUACCACCAGAUAAAUGGAGAGAUAAUCGAUGCCUUUUAUCAGCUUGCAACAUACAGUGAAGAUGUUGACAAGCAUUUUGAUUUACUGAUAGAAGACAUGAAGCAGAGUGCAACGAAAUAUGAAGAAAAAGCUAACUAUCUGCAGGACAUUCUCACAAAAAGACUGGGUAUCUCCCUAUCCAGUCUGUCCAGUGAAAGCCUCAGCAACAUCGAAGUCCUGGUGAACAGUGCAAUGACACUUGACACGAAGGACACCUCUCUUACCAGCUUCUUCAGUGCUAUCAGUGACAUGACUUCCAAGCUGUAUAAAACUGAAUUAAAAAACAGAGAAAUGGAAAUGGCAUUGAGAAAGAUGAAGGGAAAAAUAGCUGCAGCAGUGAUACGAGAAAACCAGCUGGAUGAGGAUCUUAACAAAUCGAGGAAACAAGUGGAAUGGUACAAGGUCAAAGUUGAGAAAGAAACAAAGACUUCUGACUUCCUGAAAAAGAAAGUUGUGGAAAUGUCCAUCAGAAUCAAGGCUGCUAAGCAGCGACUUGUUGCCACAGAGUUGGACAAGUCAGUGACACAUGAGACACUCGUGAACCUGUCUGAGAAUCUGGCUGAAGAGCAGAAAAGACUAGAGAAUUUGAAUAGUAAACUGGAGUCCUACCUAGAUUUACCUCCUAGUAUUCUUCUUGCACAAGUGAAGGUUGAAGAAGCAAAACGAGAACUGAAUGCCGUGGAAGAAGAGAUGACAGAGGAAGUUAAUAAGAUAUUUUUUAAGGAAAUUUAGGAAACUUAUUAGCCUCCUUAAGGAAACUGCAGUUCACCUGAAGUGGCCUGCUGGAAGAAGAUUUCCUUUCUUUUGCCUAUUUGUUUGCACUAGUAAAACAUUUGGAAUUCUUUCUGUACUUCUGCAGCUUUUUGCCUUUCUCUCAUUGCUGCUGGAUGGCACACUGGUUACCUUCCAGCAAGUAUGCUUAUAUUUAGAGGUUCAUGUAACCUUGCAUUUGUAAACAUUGUAUAUUUCUCAUAAAAUAACCUCCAGACUUAC
Messenger RNA from Pogoniulus pusillus (Red-fronted tinkerbird), 1287 nucleotides. RefSeq names its product HAUS augmin like complex subunit 1 (gene HAUS1). Gene Ontology annotation, biological process: spindle assembly; centrosome cycle. Gene Ontology annotation, cellular component: cytosol; HAUS complex. Lineage: Eukaryota; Metazoa; Chordata; Aves; Piciformes; Lybiidae. Bases 4 to 1026 code for a protein of 340 amino acids. The transcript is spliced from 9 exons. The record is from RefSeq and is a predicted model, not a curated record.